This is a messenger RNA of Cladocopium goreaui, 8403 nucleotides long. Lineage: Eukaryota; Dinophyceae; Suessiales; Symbiodiniaceae. The record is from the annotation of a GenBank genome assembly.
AUGCCUCGCAUUCAGGGCGCCAUGGCAGCAGUAACCCUUGGUCUCACAAGACACCGACGGCGCAAAGCACGCACUGUGCACCGCCGUGUCCUGUCCGUAUCGACUAAAAGCGGAGAUCGGAUUCACCGGGAACUUUUUAACGAUGUCCAGGAGCUCUGGGCUGUGCGGAUGCCACACAACGGCGCAUAUCGGCUGCGGCAAGCCUUGUCCAAGUCAGAUUCAGGAAGAGCUGGAACUGAAACUGGAGGCAUUCGAAAAGGGCCGAUGCGGCAGAACUGGGCCGAUUUUAUUUUGAAACAACGGAAAGAGCAAGGGAUUUUCAACGUCGUCUCAGAGACACUUGGUGCUCACUCUUUGCUGCUUUUAGCACAUGAAGUAUCACCAGCUGACCUCCCAGAGGAAAUGCAGAAUCUCAUAGCUGCAUUUCAAGGAUCCUUCACUAGAUACACAUUAGUCUUGAACUACCAUAACUACAGCUACAAGGAGGUCUUGAGCCGUUUGCUCCCUUCCACAAUCACAGUGCCCUCUGGAUACGAGAUUGUCGGUCACAUCGCCCACUUCAAUUUACUGGAUCAGCAUUGGCCGCAUCGGUUCCUCAUCGGGGAAGUUUGCUUGGACAAAUGCCCAUGUAUCAAAACGGUUGUGGCAAAGCUCGGGGCCGUCUCAAACAAGUUUCGCACAUUUGACAUGGAGGUGAUUGCAGGGCAACCUUUGACGCAGGUCACCCUGAAAGAACACGGACUGCAGCUGCAGUUUGACUUCCAGAAGGUCUACUGGAACUCGCGCAUGUCCGCUGAACGCGGCCGAGUUGCAGCCAAGUGUGGACCUGGCGAAGUUGUGCUGGACCUUUGCUGCGGUGUUGGCGCAUUUGCACUGCUUUGUGCCAGGAAGGGCUGCCUCGUAAUUGCAAAUGAUCUGAACCCAGAUGCAGUGCUCUUCGCUCAGCGUAAUGCAGAAUUGACUCGGCUGGCACUCGAUAUCCUUUGCGACGAAGUCCAUCGAGCAAUUCCACCGCACGUGCAGAGUGGGAAGAUCCAAGAGGCGGAAAUACAUAGAGAAAAUCGGGCGAGAGAUGAAGCAAACGAAAUGAAGAAUGCAAAGAAAGUCAGGAACGUGCAGGAAUCCAAUGAAGCGGACGACGUGCGUAACAUGAAGUGUGACAUGAAUGGCAUGGGUAACAUAACAAUUUCAUCAAGCAUGGCGCGCAGCGAGGGCAAUCUGAGCGUAUACUGCUACACCUUCGCCUCAUCACGGUCCGAAGUUUUGGAACAUUUGAAGCUGCUCCUUCCACACCUUCCGGAGGUACACACGGCAAAGAUCCGUCAUGUGCGCUUAGUUUCACCAUCCAAAGCCAUGUUUUGCGUAGAGUUCGACCUCGAGCUGAAAGGGGGCAUUUGUGUUUGUGAAUGGGAUGCCCCGCACUUUGGUGGUAGAGAACCACCGCCACCUUCGUGGGAUGGAAAUGACCCGUCAAAUGAACUAGUGAUGUAUGAGAAGAAUGUCAAGCUUUGGGAGUUUGAGUCAGAGUUAGACCCGGUCAAAAGAGGCGUGAGACUUUUGAGAAACCUUAGCGGCGUCGCUAGGUCAGUCGCUGACACACUGGAGUUUGAUGAAAUAGCAUGCGCCAAAGGAGCUGAGAAUUUGCUGAAAGCCUUGAAGGACCACUUUGCGCCACACCUUGAAGUGAGUCUUCCUAGGGCGUUUGAGAGGGCCAUUUACGGCUCACCUAGGACUUCGAAGGGGUCAAUUCAGGAAUACAUCAUCCGAUGUGAGCGUGCUUUUCAUAUGCUGCAGAAAGAAGGCGUCACUUUGCCUGACACGGCGAUUGGCUAUGUGAUCUACAGACAGGCUGCACUGACUGAGAACCAGGAGCUCAGAUUUGGAGCUUGGAGCCGAGGGAACUACGAUCAGAAGACCGUUGUCUCAUGUCUUCGAAAGCUUGACAAGGUGGUGAUGGACAGCAAGGGCAAGUCUAGCACUGCGUUUCUGCAAGAAGAUGAUGGCGCUGGAGACUCGGGAGAUGACUUUUUCCCAACUUCCCAGGAGGGAUACGAGGACUCAGAUGUUGAAAAUGCCAUCUACAUGGAAGAAGAUGACCCGAACAAGAUCUAUGAUGAAGCAGAGGCACAGUUAGCCUUAGCCACUUACCAAGAAGUGCGGAAGGCUUUGAAUGCAAAGCAGAAGGCACGUCAGUACUAUGGUAGCGGGAAACGGGGCUCGUUUGGGAAAGCAGCUUUCACCAGGCAGAGAAAGAAGAUCACCGUGGAGGAGCUGAAGCUUCGCACGCGCUGUGGCAAAUGUGGGCUCGUAGGUCAUUGGGCGGCUGAGUGUGGAAACCCACCCGAUGCUCGCGGCCGACAAUUUUCGGCGGUGCAGUCUCACAGGUCACAGGGGAGCUCUUCGGCAAGUUCUGGUGGAAAGACCGGCAGUCAGUCCACGGGGCAGCAGACCUGCUUGGAAUCAGAGACAGCAAGCUAUGCUCAGUUCACCGGGCUUACGACAAGUCCAACCAUGGCAGUGGUAGACACUGCAGCCCAGGAUGGGCUCAACGGCGCAGCGGCGCUGGAGAGGCUAAAAGAGAGGCUUGCACAAUGCGGUUUGACAGUUGUUUGGACAGGUAGGCAAGCAAAGGCACAUGGAGUUGGAGGUCAAGCAACAGUUUUAGGAAUUGUGGCGAUUCCAUUAGGAGUGGCCGGAAAGACCGGAAUUUUAGAAGCCACAGUUGUCACUGGCGAAGUUCCACUUUUGCUGCCAGUGAAGAUGUUGAGAAGUUUGCGAGCAGUUGUUGAUUUGAAUGAGAUGUCAGUCCGUUUUCACACCUUGCAGAGAUCAGUUGAGUUGAACACUUUGCCAAGUGGACAUGUCGCAAUUGAAGUCACCGAUUUUGGUCAAGAAGGUUUUGUUUUUCCUCAUGAAGCCACAAAAGCAGCGGAAUAUCGAGAGAGCGACUUCCGCAUCAACUUGGGUCCGAACCAGACUGGCAGUGUCAUGCUUUCGCAUUUGCCUCGUCUGCAGCGGUCUCCAGAAGUGGCCUCUGCGAGCGUAGCCAUUGGGGAAAAGCCGCACAAUUCGAAGAGGGCUUUGAAGCACUGGCGUCAAGUGCUCGACAAGGCUCACAUGGUAGAACAGCUGGUUGGGUUGGAAGCAUCGGUGCACUCGUGGCUUCCUCAGAGUGGAGCGCCGAGCGUUUGUGGCCAGCUUUCGCAAGAGCAGCUCGAAGAGCACGUCAAGCAUGCCGAGCUUUUGACAAGCCUGCGUGGGAAGACCGUGCCUGUGAAGACGGCAGAGGAGUGCCAUCACCCAGGCAACAGGCUGAACCAAGGGGGCAGCCAACAUGGAGGUUGGGUGAUUUGCCAGGACUGUCACUCGAGAUGGAGCCUCUACAAGAAGACAAGCACAGCAGCAGCCAAGAAGAAGGCAGUGACAGCAACAACGAGCCCAGCCAGUUCAGCACAGGAGAAGUUCGAUGUGGCCAAGAUGGAAUAUACCAUCAGGGGCAAACUCGAACAGGAGUUUCACACCAAGUAUGUGGAGUCGAUGAACUCUAUGAAGGAAGAAGUGCAGAUGGAGCAAGCUCAGCAAAACAGUUGGAUGCAGAAUGUCAACAGCAGUCACCUGCGUCGGGCCAACGAGUUGGAGAUGGCAGUGCAGCGCGAGGAGAUGAAGCAAGCCGAGAUCAAGGAGAUGGCAAGUGCAGAGAUGCGUCAAAUGCAAGCCAAACUGCACUUUCAACACAAGCAGCUGGGCAUUGUGGAGUUGAUGAAGACGGAGUAUGCAUCGAUGGCCCUGGGGAUGAAGUACCAGGAAAGUCAGGGGUACCACGACUCGGAGAUGUACGAGUAUGCCGAGAGGCAGUGGGAGAACCUGGAAGAAGCUCAAGCCCUAGGGAAGGGCUUCGAAGACGAGGGCACAUGGGUUCGACUGAAAGAACCGGUCGGAGAGCUCAAGGGCAGAGUGGAAAAGCUCAACCAAGGAGGUCACUUUUGGGCACAGAGGAUCUGUCUUGAAGAAGGUGAGGAGAUGUAUGAGGUUGAAAUGGAGGACUUGGAAGACGAGACAGAGUGCCUGGUGAAGAUUGGACAGACAGAGAAGUCCAAGAUGGAAGAUAUGGUUGAGGAAGUUGAAGAGAAAGCUCUGCCAAAGAAGACGAAGAAGCAGCUGAGGAAGGCACAUGCCGAAGCAUGGCCAGUGGAUGUCAGCGAGGUUUUCAGCCCGCCAAGGCUGACCAAAGAAGCUCCUAAGAUGGGACUGAAGCCAGGAGGAGCCUACGACUUGAAGACAGGCUACAACCUGCGAUGUCAGAAGGAUCGCAAGAGGAUGGAGGAGGAGCUGGCAGAAGACAGGCCAGAACUUCUGCUGUGUUGUCCACCUUGCGGACCUUUUUCAGUCCUGCAGCAACUCAACUACCCGAAGAUGCCAGCAGCCAAGGUAAAGCACAUCAUAGCAGAAGGAGUUGAUUGCCUCAAAAUAGCAGCAAAGAAGUGCAAGCAGCAGCAUGAAGCAGGACGAGUGUUCAUUUUCGAACAUCCCAGAAAUUCCAAGGCAUGGAAGGAGGAAGAGCUGGAGGAGCUGAGGAGAUUGCCAGGAGUCUAUGUGUGUCAUUUUGACAUGUGCCGAUAUGGCAUGAGGGUCAAGAAGGACCUCAACAAGAAGCCCACAACCAUGAUAGUCAACUCCGAAAGCAUCGCCCAAGAGCUUCAACGACGAUGCGAUGGGACAAUCCUUAAAGGCCUGAAGAAGCACUUGGCUCAGAGGGAGCCCAAGCCAGAAGAGGAAGUCACAGUCCUGGCCAUGGGAUUGGAAGAUGAGCUCGACGAGGAGAUCGAGAGAGCCGGCGAAGAGGACAAGAUGAAGAUUCAGAGGAUGCACAACAAUCUGGGCCAUCCAGCUCUGCCAAGUUUCUUGAGGUUUCUCAAAGCUGGCAGAGUCAGGCAAGAGGUGGUGAAGUGGGUGGCCAGAGAAUUUUCAUGUCCGACCUGCAAAAGCCAUGAGUUGCCAAAAGCUCCACGACCUGCUGUGGUUCCCAAAUGCUACGCUCCAGGAGUAGCUAUGGGUUUGGAUGUGUUCUACAUCCCUGACGAGUUGAACCAGCGUUCACUUCCGGUGCUCAACAUGCUGGACUUAGGCACAAACUAUCAGAUGGUGGAGGUGCUGGAGUCAAAGGAGCCUUUACACAUCUGGAGGACGAUGUGGAGGACAUGGGCACGAACGUUUGGUUUGCCUCAAUACAUCUCGGUAGAUGAAGGCCGAGAAUUCAGAGCAGGAUUUGCCCAGAUGUGUGCUAGUGCCGGCACUUUGGUGUUUCGAGCAGCAGCUCGAGCUCCGUGGCAGCAGGGUAAGGUGGAGCGACAUGGAGGGUUAAUGAAAACACUCCUCGAAAAGAGUCGUGAAGAAAUGCCACCAACAAGCAGGCAUGAGCUCGUCCACCUGAUUUAUGCCUGUGAAGCUGCAAAGAACAGGUUUAGCAACAGAUCGGGCUACAGUCCGGCACAACGGCAAAUAGGUCAAUGGCCGAGGAUGCCAAGCAGCCUUAUGAGCGAUGAAGAGCUCGAUCCCACUCUACAAGCACAGCAUCGAGUGGAUGACUUUGAGAAGCUCAUGGAGAUGAGGAGAGUGGCUCAAGAUGCCUUCAUGAAGACAGCAAGCCGCGAAGCAGCAGCUCGAGCGGUGAAGGCCAGACCAAGAGUGCAAAGGACGUUUAAAGCAGGAGAUGUGGUCUAUGUCUUCAGAUCCUUGAGGAAGAAGAAGGCGAUUCACCAAGCAACGGUCCGAAGGACCCUUCAGCAGAAGGCAAGUUGGGUAGGACCAGGGCACGUGUUAGCCCUAGAAGGAUCUGUGGUCUGGGUAAAUAUGUUUGGAGAGCUCUGGAGAGCCGCUGUGGAGCAGGUGAGGUUGGCUACCACGGAAGAGCGGCUGGGAAUUGAAGUGGUCUCAGAAGAGUUUGAGGAGAUGCAAGAGAGACUCAAACGAAGUUCCCACAGAGCGGGAUACAGAGAUGUGUCUGAGGAGGCAUGGCCAGAAGUUGAAGAGGAAGACCCAGAGAGACAAGACCGCAGAGGGGCUGAAGAGGAAGAAGACGAGGUUCGAGCGGAAGGGGAUGCUCGAGGAAGACCUCGCAUACGCUUUGAUGAAGCAGGAGCGGCAGCAGCAGAGGAGGAUUACAGCCCUGGAACACCAGUGGCUGGGGACCAACAGGUGGAACCAGAUCAGGAGGCGGAAAUAAAAAGGAUGCCAACAACAGAGGAGAUGGAAGCCAUUAUGAGGUCGAUACGGCAAAGCGACCGGCUGGAUGGGCAUCCGCCUCAAGAAUAUGAGGCCAAAAGAGACAAGUUGGAAGGCCGAUGGCGACGGAUGUGGAGGAAGAACUUUUUCAACCCCAUUCAAGCAGAAGGAAGCCCCAUCCCACUGAGAGCUCUGGGAAAGGGAAGACGCACAAUUAUGGUGCGUGCCAAUGGGGAAGAGGAGAAGGUGGAGGAUGAAUGGUCACUCUUCGCCAAAAGAGAAGAAAAGCGAAGUUGGUGGAAAGGAAUCACCGAAUUUCCGGUGGAUCAGCAUUUUCUUCUUCACACAAGAGCGGAUAGUGGGCCAGGAAAGAAGAAGAGAGGAGAAGGUGAGGUGUUUCCCCAUGAAAUCAAGCCGGAAGAAUGGCCUGAAUGGGAGGUUCAAGACAGAGAGGAAUUCCAGAAGAUUGUGAGGAGUGGAGCACUGAGGGUGCUGAGCCUUGAGGAGUCACGGGCAGUGAAGGCUCGCCUGAAAGCCGAAGGAAAGGCAAACAGGAUACUCCCAAGCAGAAUGGUGCGAAGAUAUAAACCAGGAGAAGGCCCUGGUGCACCAAGAAGUUUGAAGAGCAGGUUUUGCAUCAGAGGAGAUUGUGACCCUGAUGCAGCGUCUCUGGAGAGGUUUGCGCCGACAGUUACAACCUCAAAUCUCCAAGUGGUCAUCCAGAUGGCAGUUAACAAGCGUUUCCGAGGCAAAGUCGGAGACUUAAAGUCAGCAUUCACACAGAGCAAACCACUGGUACGUGAUGGCGGACCUUUGUAUUGCCGCGCAUGCCAUGGCAGUAUGCCUGGACUUCAUGAAGAACAAAUUGCGGAAGUCAUUUUGGGCUGCUAUGGACUGAUGGAUGCUCCUUUGAACUGGAGGCAAACACUCACAGCCUUCAUCCAAGAGGAUCUCAAGUACACACAGAGCAGCUUGGAUCCUUGCACGUACAUUCACUUUGACAAAGAAGGGAAGAUCCGCGGAGUGAUUGCAGUAGAGGUGGAUGAUUUGUUGAUGUUUGGAGAUGAAGUGCAUGAAAAGAAAGUAGAAGAGUUGCAAAAGAGGUUUUCCUUUGGGAAGCUUAAGGAGAUCACCCAAGAAGGGGUAGAUUUCAAUGGAAGGCGUUUGAGGAUGGAAGGUGACACCGUGUUGAUCGACAUGCAAGCUUUUGUUCAAGAGAGACUCAAAGCGGUAGAGUUGGAGAAGGAAAGAAUGAAACAAAAGAAUGAGCCGAUCAAUGAGCAAGAAAGAAGUAGAGUGCGAAGUGCAUGUGGAGCACUCAACUGGUUGGGAAGAGAGGGAAGACCUGACGCGGCCGCAGCGGCGUCGUUGUUCAGCUCACAAAUGGUGGACAUGAAGGUGGAAGACAUCAUAGAGUUGAAUCAUACAAUAGCGCGUUUGAAAGAGGAGCCAGAACUCUCUUUGAGAAUCCAGCCAAUUGAUGAAAAAGACAUGAGGUGGGGAGUCAUCACAGAUGCCUCCUAUGCAAACGCCAGAGGAGGAAAGACUCAGGCAGGUCAUAUGCUCAUUUCUUUUCACAAAGAUCUUCUAGCAGGAAAGUGCGCUGCAACAAAUCUUCUUCACUGGCGCAGUGGUAAACUGCAAAGAACGGUAGGAAGCACUUUAGCGGCGGAGACACAAUCUUUGGCUCGUGGAGUUGGAGACCUUUUGUGGAUGAUAGCGAUGUAUCUGGAAUUGACUGAGCCGUCUUUUCAGCUUCGAGAGUGGCGCAAGUUCAUAGGAAGGGUUGGCUACACUGCUUUUUCAAAGUAUGAGAAGACCGAAGAAAUGCAAGAUGCCUUGGCGCUUGUCGACGCCAAGUCGCUCUAUGACUUGCUCAUUCAUGAAACCACGGGUGGCACUGACCGUAGAAAUGCGCUUGAUGUACAGGUGUUGAGAGAAGAAUUGAAAGAACUCAGCGGGAAAAUACGCUGGGUAGAACAUAUGCAAAUGCCAGCUGACUGCCUGACAAAGAAAAGAGGCAGGGUAGACACCUUGCACCGCAUUUUGAAAGAAGGAACCUUCGGAAUCACAGAAGAGGCAACAACGCUCAAAGAGCGUCUGAGUGUCGAGGGCAAAGACUUGCCAUUGGACACGGAAGAGAUUCCUGUCAAAGCCCUCAACACGCGGCAUGCAGAAUAG